This is a messenger RNA of Boeremia exigua, 936 nucleotides long. RefSeq lists its product as uncharacterized. NCBI's taxonomy places the organism in Eukaryota, Fungi, Ascomycota, Dothideomycetes, Pleosporales, Didymellaceae. The record is from RefSeq and is a predicted model, not a curated record. The coding region runs from base 1 to 936 and encodes 311 amino acids. The transcript has a single exon.
AUGGCUGGCUUCACGCUGGCUGAUAUCGUCCAGGCCGCCAACUCGUUCCCAGAUGAAUUUGCGGUCAUCUCAGGCGACAACUAUAGGUUCGAGAGACGUCGCAUCUCCAACGGCGGCGAAGCUAUGGUUGUCCUUGUUGGACACUGGGGCACAAGGCCUGCAAGUACUGUCAAUCGCUUGUGGGCAGGGUGUGACAACGACAAUGUCUAUUACUACUCCGGCAAUUCGCCAACAGUGACCGCUGUGGAUCAACAACCAUUCCCUUCUGGUGGACGCAGAAAGUGUAGGUUUAAGGAUGUCGAGAUCUUCAACCUGCUCGAGCCUCAGUCAUGGCCCCACUAUCACAACAAGAAGUCAAACAAGGAAGCUCGAGAAGUUGCCAGAUCUCACCUUGGUCUUCUCGUCAAGUUUGCUUUCCUGCAGCAUGGAGCCAUCGACAACAUCUCUGGAAAGACGGACGGCUCACUACUUCGGGAGCUCCGCGAUAUGUGCGCCGUUCUACUCCACCGCAAGGUCGCCCGGGAGUCAGCAGCACGUUGGCGAGCAAAUUAUUCAAAGGAAGAGGUAGCUGUACAUCAGAGCGAUGAAGAUCAAGAGGAGCAUGCACAGGAGAACAAUGAAGGAUACGAGGCGACUGCGUUGGACAUCCACGAGCGCUAUGAUGAUGAUCGUUUCCAUGAACUACAAUCACAAGUCUUCCAGGCAUGGCGUCAACUCAAAGGCGAACUCGAGAAAGAGAGAGUAAUGCGACGCAAGACAGAAAAGCAGCGCAAGGAUGCUGAAGGCAGGUUGCUCACGCGAGAGCAAGAAUUGACCGAUACCGCGCAACGAGCCAAGAGGAAGUACUCAGAGUUGAAGGACAAGUACGAUGGGAGGGAGGAAGAGUGGCGGACAUUUCUCAACUCUUGGACCACAAAGAAAGCAGACAAGGAGUGA